This is a messenger RNA of Brassica rapa (field mustard), 3260 nucleotides long. Its product is annotated as F-box protein At1g67340. The record is from RefSeq and is a predicted model, not a curated record. Gene Ontology annotation, molecular function: protein binding. Lineage: Eukaryota; Viridiplantae; Streptophyta; Magnoliopsida; Brassicales; Brassicaceae.
UUCUCCAAUAAAGCAAAAGAAAGACAAGUUAAUAGGAUUUGAUCAAAAAAAAAAAAAAAAAAAAAAAGACAAGUUAAUAGGAUAUAGAUUAGCUGGGUUAACUUUCCUUUUUUUACUCUCCAAGAAAUUCUUUUUUCUUUCCCUCGGGUGUCUCUUUCUGAGUAAAGAAUUAGGGGUAAGUUGUAAAAUAAAAAUAAAAAUUUGUAGAAUCAUAGCCGCCGAUAUCUACGUGACUACGUCGGAAAGAAAAUGCCGCUGUUUUGAUGUUUGCAUCGAUCAUAGUUUAUAGCAACUUGCUCUUGGUCUCUUUCUGUGCGGUGGAUUUUCUUAGCUUUGGAUCUUCUCCGUUUUUUGGUGUAGUCCUCCAGUCUGCCAGUCUGGUACGUCUUAUGAGCUUGUAGUGCCGUGUCUACUGCUCUUUCCGCUUUGCCCAGUGUUCAAUGGAGUUUAGGACCUUCAAGUUUGGUGGUCGUUGAUGGUAACUUUAAUUCCUUUGUGCGCACUGUUUGUGCGUCAAGGCUUUCUGUUGUAAAGUGUUUAGUGUUGUGUUGGUGUAAGAUUCCCUUGUUUGAACUGUGUUUCCUUUGUUUAGGCUUUGACUUUGGUGUCGAUUCUUCACGACAGCCGACUGCUUAUUCCUUUUUUUUUUUUUGUCAAGACUGCUGCAUUCCUGUUGUGCUUUUUGUUUGGUUUUAAUAUUAUCAGAUGACAAAAAAAAAUCUAGAAUUGACCAUUUAACGCCAGUUUACACCACAUAUGAUACCGACAUUUUUAGGUUUCCAAAACUCAUCGUUACACUGUGGACAUUCGGAACUAAAUAUUCCCAUCCAAUUGUUGUGGCGUACGUAAACGACAUUACAUAUAUGAGCCCCAAGCGUGAUGUUCUUUAGGUGAAAAUUGAAAUGUCCUCAUUUUUUAAUCUUUGUAUUCAAAUAUGUUUUAAAAAAACGAUAACUAUGAUGUGAACAUAAACCUGCAGUAUAUUAUGAACCAUCCAAAAAGCUCCAGAAAUGGUUCUAGAUUAUUUAGAGCAAGAAAAUAAUCUUAUAUUGAUUUCAUUCCUUAAAUUACUAUUUUGGGAAAGGUUUACCAAUCAUAUUAUAUUUAUCUAGUGAUUCCGUUUUUGUAACCUUGAUUCUUCCAAUCUUUGUGAUGAAGGGUAGGAGUAACUAUAUUUUCAGUAAUGUUUAUAGUAUAUUCUGAAAUGUAUAUCAACUAUUUUUCAAUAAAAAAUGCAAACUUUACUUAUUUCUUGGAGUAAAAUACGAACUUUUAUCAAAGUUUCAAAAACGAACUUUUCUUUUUGUCCUUUUAUUUUUUAGAAAUAUAAAAGAAAUUAAAUAGAAAACUAGAAAAAGUAACGCCGUGGAGGAGAAACGGCAAAAGGAAAAGAGAUAAAAAGGAGUAACCGUUGUAAUGUAAAAUUUUGGCUGUUUCUUUUACGGUUGACCUCUCUGAUCUUCUCCUUCUGUUCGCAAGUUAUACCUUUGUUUGUUACUCUAAACCCCCACUCUCUCUUUAACCUCAGGUGAACCCCAGUCUCUUCCUUCCCCAAGACCUUCGUUCGCACACGCGCUAAUUCUCUAAUUUUUUCUUUUUUAUCCUUUUACAUGGAUAAAAUUCAUAUUUACCCUCUCUUAAACCGUUUCGAGUAACGGAUUAUAAAUAAAUUGUUUGUAGUACCUCCAUUGAUAAUAAAUAUUCGAGCUAGAGGGAUCAUCAAUCUACGGAAAAAGCAGACGUUUGGGUCAACGGCGUUUGACCGGAAAAUAUGACGAAAGUACAAGGGUAAAGUAGUCAUUUGAACAGUAUCCCAUACGUAUGUACGCAGGGAGGAGAGAGACACAGCCCAACCACUUUGUAUAUUUAUAAGCCAAGAGAUAAAAGGGGACCAGAAGCGAGAGAGCUUUGUAAUCCUCUCAAGACCAAAAUAGAAGAUUAUGUUGCCCGUAACCAAUAGAGUUUUCUACUCCGCCGGUGUCUUUACGCCGGCGAGGAAAAGACGGCGAUGUGUUUCUUCUUCUGUUUCACCGGCGCCGGAAACUAAUACCGGACCCGGUCUGUUAGAUUCAAUCCCGGACGAUCUUGUUGUUUCUAUCCUUUGUAAACUUGCUUCUACAUCACGGUGUCCCGCUGAUUUCAUCAGCGUUUUGAUGACAUGUAAGAGAUUAAAGAGUUUAGCUACGUGUCCUUAUGUUCUGUCGAGAUUGUCUCGAAAAGCAAUUGCCAUAAAAGCUCUGAAUUGGUCGGAAUCAGCUCACCGGUUUCUCAAACGCUGUGCCGACGCCGGAAGUCUCGAUGCUUGCUACACUCUCGGAAUGAUUCGGUUUUACUGUCUGCAAAACAGAGGAAACGGCGCGUCGCUAAUGGCCAAAGCCGCGAUUAACUCCCACGCGCCAGCUUUAUACUCUCUAGCCGUGAUUCAGUUCAACGGAAGCGGUGGUUCCAAGAACGACAAGGAUCUUCGAGCCGGUGUGGCUCUGUGUGCGCGUGCGGCUUUCUUGGGACACGUUGACGCGCUCCGUGAGCUUGGUCACUGUCUCCAAGAUGGUUACGGUGUUCCACGGAACAUCUCCGAAGGUCGGAGAUUCCUCGUUCAAGCCAACGCUCGUGAACUCGCCGCCGUUUUAUCUUCCGGGAUCGAGGCUCGGUCGUGGCUAACCUUGUCGCAGCCUCAAACCCACGGUUGUCCGUUGCUGAGCGAUUUUGGAUGUAAUGUCCCGGCGCCGGAAACGCAUCCAGCGAAUCGGUUUUUAGCGGAUUGGUUCGCUUUACGCGGCGGAGAUUCUCCCGGAGAUGGGUUGAGAUUGUGUUCUCACGGCGGGUGUGGACGGCCGGAGAUAAGGAAACAUGAGUUCCGGAGGUGUUCUGUUUGUGGCGUUGUGAAUUACUGCUCACGCGCUUGUCAAGCUCUGGAUUGGAAACUCCGACAUAAGAUGGCUUGUGCGCCGGCGGACCAAGGUGCAGCCGGUGACGGAGAGGGUAACGUUCAGAUUGAGGGAAACGUUAACGGUGAUAACGUACCAGUGGUGCCCAUGAGUUAACGGCAACUAGUAACGGCUGGUUUUAUUAGACGCAGGUGAGGUAAACGAAGCUUAAUUAGUUUCGUUGUUUUGUUUUAUUAGUGGAAAGAUUAGAUGCGGCGUUAGAGUAAUUUUUGUAUUUUAAUCGCUUGUAAAGAGUAUCGUCAAAUCAAUCAACGAACGGCUGCAAUGUUAAUUUCCUUGUUUGAUUUUAAUUUAGUUUUACUUUUCUUUAUU